UUCAAUCGGCUUUCGGGGCAGCGUCAAUUGUUUAGUGGUAAACAAUCGUGCCUCGUACUGUACUCGUACAACAACCAUGUCUCGAGUCUCUGUUUGGUUUUCGUCGACCCAAUGCGCUUCGACCGACAUGCCAGCAGCAGUCGGCUUGCCAUCUAUUCCAUAUGAUGCUGCACGAGGUACGCGCCGGCCAGAUCUCGGAAUUCUUACGACACCACUGCCAGCCCCUGCCCCAGCAGGCCACGUAACUCUCUUUUUGUCGGCAUCUCUGAUCAGUGCACGUUCAGCCUUCUCGUACUUCGUGAUUCCCGUUCACCCACUCGUCCACAAUCAGGAUCAACACCGAUCUCCGACCGAGCCAGCAGCGCCCCACUCCGUUCUACUCCGCUGCCCUGCUGACCUUGGCCGGGGCGCGCUUCCUUGUCCUCACAGCUUCUCGAGACAUAUAUAUAGCCCCCACUCGUGAGUGAACUCUCUCGCCAUCACACCUGGCCUAAACCUCACACUUGAAUCUAUCUACUAUCCUUCCAUAAUGCUCACCACCACUGUCCUUCUCUCCCUCGUCCAGGCUUUGGCUUUGGUCUCUGCCGCCCCCGCCCUCUCUCCCGCUACCAAGCGCGCCAACAUCAACCCCAUCGGCUUGGGCUCUGAUGACACUGGCUACAGCUCUUACUCUGGCGCUGCCAACCUUCAGUGGUACUACAGCUGGGCCUUGGACCCUUGGGCUGUCUCUGGCAAGGAGUUUGUUCCUAUGGUUUGGGGAAGAGACUCUGUUUCUCAAGUCAGCGGAAGGACUUUCGAUGGAUCUUCCUACAUUCUCGGUUUCAACGAGCCCGACCAGACCUCCGCCGUUGGUGGUUCCGCCAUCAGUGCUAGCGAUGCCGCGAGUCUCCAUCAGCAGUGGACCGGCGCGCUCUCCCAGUCCCUCAAGAUUGGUUCUCCUGCCGUUGCCCGAGGCAGUACUGAUUGGUUCAACAACUGGCUCUCUGCCUGUAACGGGAAGUGUGACUUUGACUUUGUGCCCAUUCACUUCUACGGUACCAACGCCGCCGACUUGAUCUCUUACAUUCAGUCCUUCCCCCGCCAGGGCAAGCCUAUCUGGGUCACCGAAUUCGCCUGCGUCGACUACGGAACCAACUACUACUGUAACGCCGACGAAGUCAAGUCCUUCAUGGACACCGCCAUCGCAUGGUUCCGAGGCGACGGCGCCGACAUUGUCGAGCGCUGGGCCUGGUUCGGUGCUAUGCCCCGCUUUGCUAGUGCUGGCAAUGCCAAUGGUCUUGAGAAUGCCGACUCGAGCUUCAAUGACUUGGGCAACCACUACCUCAGUCUUUAGGAGGCUUGAUACCUUGCUCUAUAGUAAACGCGUAUAAACAAGUCGUGGAAUAGGAGAAGCGAAGGAAGUUGAUUUUGAGCAUAUACACGAAGAAAUGU
Cryptococcus amylolentus CBS 6039 is the source of this 1431-nucleotide messenger RNA. RefSeq lists its product as hypothetical. Bases 530 to 1333 code for a protein of 267 amino acids. NCBI's taxonomy places the organism in Eukaryota, Fungi, Basidiomycota, Tremellomycetes, Tremellales, Cryptococcaceae. Gene Ontology annotation, cellular component: fungal-type cell wall. The record is from RefSeq and is a predicted model, not a curated record. The transcript is spliced from 6 exons. Gene Ontology annotation, biological process: fungal-type cell wall polysaccharide metabolic process.